Molecule: messenger RNA, 615 nt
Organism: Sorghum bicolor (sorghum)
Lineage: Eukaryota; Viridiplantae; Streptophyta; Magnoliopsida; Poales; Poaceae
Product: Bowman-Birk type wound-induced proteinase inhibitor WIP1
Exons: 2
Coding region: 74-385 (103 amino acids)
Cellular component (GO): extracellular region
Molecular function (GO): serine-type endopeptidase inhibitor activity
Source: RefSeq, a predicted model, not a curated record
AUAUAUAGAGCUGCUCUGCUUUGGCCAGCAGCAGCAACACAAAACAUUCUAUAAGUAGAGGUAACAAAGCCAGAUGAAGGGCAGCACGCUGUUUGUGAUCCUGGUUCUCCAGGCAGCUCUGGUCAUGGGAAUCUUUGCAGUUGUGGCUAAAGAAAACGCUGCCGUCGGUGAGAGCAAGGGCAACACGGAGACCAACGGUGGCAAGCUCGGGUGCUGCACCAAGUGCAACUUCUCCUUCUCCGGCCUCUACACCUGCGACGACAUCGUCAGCAAGUGCGACCCCGUCUGCAAGGUCUGCACCGUCGUCAAGAAGUACCCCGUCAAGCAGUUCCAGUGCACCGACACCUUCCUCGGCAUGUGCGGCCCACCGUGCAAGAAGAACUAGGGCUCAGCAUGGCCCUCCUGACUGAGCUAGCUCACCUCACGCAAAUGUAUUCCACGCUACACGCCAUCAAUAAAAGCCGUCGAGGCUUCCAUCCAUCUAUCAGCUAGUAUGUAUGAGCGCCCCUGCUCAAUCGAGCAUGGGUGAAUAAAAUUUAUCGUCAAACUUUCCUCUGAUGUUCGAUGUUCAAUGCUUCAGUGCUUGAUCGAAUAUCCAAAAUACCCCAUUUGCUA